AUAAGAUUACUAUCAUCCUGGAGCAAGCAACAAAAAUUUUUUACCAAGAUAACAUCAAACAGUUUGAUGCUCCAACUUACAGUGACAAGUAACAUGUCUUUUAACGGUUUAUUUGUUGUUAUAUUUUUGACGAAAAUUAUUGUAAUUAUUUCACAAGAUACAUUACAAUCAGAUGGAUCAGCAAAAAUCGGUGAUGCUUGUGAAAGAGAUUAUCAAUGUAUUAAAAAUGCAUUUUGUCGUGUACAACAAACUUGUCUAUGUGAUCCAUUUUAUUCACCUAGUACUGACAAGACAAUGUGUCAUGCAACAUCUGGAACAGCAUGCCAAGAUCAACGUGACUGUUUGACCAUGUCAAAUGCCGAAUGCAUUCAGGGUGUUUGCACUUGCAAGGAUAAUUUUAUUCUUGAUAUUAAAAAUUCAUCAAAUUGCAUCAUAAGACCAGCAAAAGAGGGUGAUCGUUGUCAAAGAUCAGAUGAAUGUACAGAUGCACUAGACAGAUCUCAUUGUAUUGAUGAAAAAUGCAAAUGUUUUGGAGAUUAUAAAUUUAUAAAUGAAACUGGAAAAUGUAUAGAAGUUAAAGGUCCAUAUCAACCAUGUAAAUAUAAUUACGAGUGCUAUGAUAAAUAUUCUCCAGAUGGUUUGAUUUGUAAGGAUGGCAAAGAAUGUGCUUUUAAAAAUUUUACUAAUAAAGUUUCAAGCUGGGGAUUACAAAACAAAGUAUGCGUUAUCAUUUUGUCACACACGACAAACAGGUACCCACUUGGUUUUAAAAAACAGGUAGAUUAG
This is a messenger RNA of Aphidius gifuensis, 786 nucleotides long. RefSeq lists its product as uncharacterized. The transcript has 7 exons. The record is from RefSeq and is a predicted model, not a curated record. Bases 67 to 786 code for a protein of 239 amino acids. NCBI's taxonomy places the organism in Eukaryota, Metazoa, Arthropoda, Insecta, Hymenoptera, Braconidae.